Messenger RNA from Penicillium concentricum, 588 nucleotides. Its product is annotated as acyl carrier protein. NCBI's taxonomy places the organism in Eukaryota, Fungi, Ascomycota, Eurotiomycetes, Eurotiales, Aspergillaceae. The coding region runs from base 1 to 588 and encodes 195 amino acids. The record is from RefSeq and is a predicted model, not a curated record. The transcript has 2 exons.
AUGGAAGCUACAGCCGAGGUCACUCUUGCUGCCAACGAGCGACUAGACCAGUGGACAGUACCGUCGUUCCACAUUGACAGCGUCGCGCAUUUGGCAGAAUUUAUCCUGAACGGUGGAAACGCCCUUGAUCCCCGAAAGAACUUUUAUGUCACACCGGGCUGGAAUUCCAUGCGCUUUGCCCGGCCAUUGGUGGCUGACGAUCGUUACGUGAGCUAUGUGAAGAUGAUGCCCAUUCACAAACAGCCCGGACUUUUUGAGGGCAAUGUUGUUGGUUUGGUUGAGGGUAUCACGUUCCGCUCUUCCCCCCGAAUGCUUUUGGAUGAGCUUUCCAGUCCGCCUGGUCUGGAGGAGGUCUCAUCGUACGAAGAUGAGAGUGAAAACGGUGUCAGCUCAACCCCUCCUACGCGAGUCUCUUCCCCAGAUUAUUCUGCAGUGAACCCAAUCGUCCAACGGGCUAUGGUCUUGAUCUCCACAGAAACGGAGAUUGACCUCCAUGGGCUGACAGACGAAACGGAAUUCGCCUCAAUUGGUGUUGACUCACUACUGUCUCUCGUCUUGGCACAGAAGUUUGGAUCGGAAUUUAAGUAG